Boeremia exigua is the source of this 1624-nucleotide messenger RNA. RefSeq lists its product as uncharacterized. Lineage: Eukaryota; Fungi; Ascomycota; Dothideomycetes; Pleosporales; Didymellaceae. The transcript is spliced from 2 exons. The record is from RefSeq and is a predicted model, not a curated record. Bases 143 to 1597 code for a protein of 484 amino acids. Gene Ontology annotation, molecular function: glutamine synthetase activity.
GUGCGCGUUGGUUCCGUAUAUUGGUCUUCUGCAUUGCUCCCCAAGUACUGUACUACAGUACAUUGGUCUGCUGCACUGCUCCCGCGUCUCCUACUGCGCUUCCACCUCCGCCGCCGCCCCUCCCCCACACACAGCACACAGCAUGGCCGCAGACCCCGUGACGCUCGAGGCGCUGCCCGAGCUGCUCAAGGACGAUGUCGCGGUCAAGGUGGCGGGCAUCGACGUCGACGGGAUGCUGCGCGGCAAGCUGAUGGCCAAGAAGAAGUUCCUGUCCAUCGCGAAAGACGGCUUCGGCUUCUGCAGCGUCGUCUUCGGCUGGGACAUGCACGACCAGACGUACUUCCGCGAGCUGGGCGUGUCUAACAAGGAGAACGGCUACCGCGACCUGAUCGCCGUGCCGGACCUCAGCUCGUUCCGCCGCAUCCCGUGGGAGAACAACGUGCCGUUCUUCCUCGUGUCGUUCCACGACCCGGACACGCACGACUCGCUGUACGCGUGCCCGCGCAGCCUGCUCAAGCGCUCCGUCGACAAGCUGAAAGAGAAUGGCUACGGCGCCAUGGCCGGCGCCGAGUACGAGUUCUACCAGUUCCGCGCGCCGCAGACGCACGACGGCCCGGAGCGCAACUCCAGCGGCACCGCGACGUUCCUGCGCGAGAACCCCGUCAACGCCCUGCCCAGCCUGACCGAGGGCAUGUUCGGCUACAGCAUCACGCGCACCGUGCACAACCAGGACUACUUCUACGGCAUCUUCGACGCCUGCGAGCAGUUCAACUGCGGCAUCGAGGGCUGGCACACCGAGUCCGGCCCGGGCGUGUUUGAGGCGGCCCUCCAGUUCGGCGAGAUCAGCGCCAUGGCCGACAAGGCCUCGCUCUUCAAGCUCGUCGUCAAGUCGCUCGGCUCCAAGUACGGCAUCACCCCGUGCUUCAUGGCGAAGCCGCGCGAAGGCCUGCCCGGCAACAGCGGCCACAUGCACAUCUCGCUCGUCGACGACGCGGGGACCAACCUGUUCGCGCGCGCCGAGCCCGACCCGGCCGCGCCCUACGCCGACAUCCGCUUCCUGUCCGACCUGGGCCGCCACUUCCUCGCCGGCCUGAUCGACGGCCUGCCGGACAUCAUGCCCAUCCUCGCGCCCAACGUGAAUUCGUACAAGCGCCUAGUCGAGAACUUCUGGGCCCCCGUCACUGUCUCCUGGGGCCUCGAGCACCGCGCCGCGUCCAUCCGGCUCAUUGCCCCGCCCACCGCCAGCGCAAAGGCGACGCGCUUCGAGGUGCGCGUGCCCGGCGCAGACACAAAUCCGCACUUUGUGCUCGCGGCGAUCCUGGCGCUGGGCUGGCGCGGCAUCGAGAAGAAGAUGGAGAUUCCCAUUCCGCCGCUGGGCAAGGGCGAGGACGUGGGCGGCGCGGCGGACAAGGGCGAGCGGCUGGCCAAGAGCCUGAAGGAGGCGACGGACAAGUUUAUGCGCCCGGAGAGCGUGGCGCGGGAGGUGUUUGGGGAUGCGUUUGUGGACCACUUUGGCGGGACGCGGCAGCACGAGAUCCGGCUGUGGGACGAGGCCGUGACGGACUGGGAGGUGCGGCGGUACAUUGAGACCGUGUAGCGCGUUUUCUUAUAUCACGAUACCAAC